Anopheles gambiae (African malaria mosquito) is the source of this 2097-nucleotide messenger RNA. RefSeq names its product probable cytochrome P450 9f2. Gene Ontology annotation, molecular function: heme binding; iron ion binding; oxidoreductase activity, acting on paired donors, with incorporation or reduction of molecular oxygen. The transcript has 3 exons. Lineage: Eukaryota; Metazoa; Arthropoda; Insecta; Diptera; Culicidae. The record is from RefSeq and is a predicted model, not a curated record. Bases 235 to 1836 code for a protein of 533 amino acids.
UAACGAUGGCAUAAUGCGUGUCGGCGACAACUGGACGCCGUCAGUUCUGGACAACGCGUCCGGCCGAACGGACGCAAAGUCUUGACAUUCUUCAACCAAGGAACCAUUCAUCAUUGGCCAGCAGUGCCAAUUCCAAAAUUUCAUCCAAAAAUACAACAUUUAGGACUCAGUUCUGGCAUAGCCAAUGUGAUCAAAACAGAAGUCCGGGAGUGAUCUUCUUUAAAGUGGUUCAAAAUGGAGAUAAACUUAAUGUACGUUAUUGGAAUCGUAUCGGUGCUGGUGGCACUAUACGUUUACCUAACGCACAACAACGAUUUCUUCAAGAAAUACCCCAUACCCUGCCUGCCAGUGGAACCACUUUUCGGUAGCAGUCGCCAGUUUUUGCUGAAAAAAAUUUCAUUCAGCGAAUUUGUUCGCUCAAACUACGAACGAUUCCCGAAUGCAAAAAUGUACGGUAUGUUCGAGAUGUUUACGCCGAUGUUUGUCAUUCGCGAUCCGGAGCUGAUCAAGCAGAUCACGGUGAAAGAUUUCGAUCACUUUAUCAACCAUCGACCAUUAAUGAAGGCAGACAACUCUUCCAACUCUACUGCAAUGUUCUCGAAAAUACUUUUCAAUCUUACUGGUCAACGGUGGCGUAACGUGAGGACCACACUUAGUCCCACGUUUACCGGCAGCAAGAUGCGCCAGAUGUUCGCCAUGAUCUUGGAGUGCAGCGACAACAUGGUACAGGCCCUUGCACACCCAACCGGGCGUGAAUGUGAAGUGAAAGAUCUGUUCAUCCGCUUCACAAACGAUGUGAUAGCAUCCUGUGCGUUUGGUGUGCACGUCAACUCGUUCCGAGACAAAGAUAAUGUAUUCUUUCGCUAUGGCAAAGAUUUGUCCAACUUCAGUCGACUUAAGGUGGCGCUCAAGAUCAUGGGAUAUCAAGUGUUUCCCAAGCUAAUGGCACAACUACAGAUGGACAUAUUCGAUAGCACACACGUACAGUUCUUCACCGAAAUGUUUAGGCAGUCUGUUCAAGAGCGAGAAGAGCAUGGUAUUGUGCGACCCGAUUUGAUCCAUCUGCUCAUACAAGCUCGUAAGGGUCAGCUACGAUAUCAACCGCAAGAAUCGGAGGAAACCGAUGGUUUUGCAACAGCAAAGGAGUCCAAUGAGCAGAAGAUUCUUCCGGAAGAUAUGGUGAAGCUCAGCGAGAAUGAAAUGAUAGCACAGUGUCUGCUGUUCUUCCUUGCUGGCUUCGACACAAUCGCAACAUCGAUGACAUUUGUACUGUACGAAGUGACGCUAGCACCGGAAAUCCAGCAGCGUCUGUACGAGGAGAUCCAACAAGUUAGCGAGACAUUGGAUGGCAAAGCGCUCACCUACGAUGCUCUGCAGGGUAUGCGGUAUCUCGAUAUGGUUGUAUCGGAAACGCUACGCAAGUGGUCACCAUCACCAGGUACCGAUCGAAUGUGCAACCAAGACUAUACUAUUCCCGGUGAUCCAGACAUCGUUAUUCCCAAGGGUGCUACCGUGUUUAUCCCGAUUGCUGGUUUGCAUUAUGAUCCUCGUUUUUAUCCAGAUCCAGAUCGUUUCGAUCCAGAACGUUUCAAUGAUGAGAAUAAGCACAAAAUUCCGCUCGGAGCAUAUCUCCCGUUUGGGAUAGGACCUCGCAAUUGCAUAGCGUCCCGCUUUGCUCUGAUGGAGGUGAAGGCCAUCGUGUAUCAUAUACUGUUAAACUAUGAGCUUAAACGCUCCGAGCGUACCUCAGUUCCGGUUAAGCUGGCAAAAGGAUUUUCCCCACUGAAACCGGAAAAUGGCAUGUACCUGAAGUUUAAUCCAAGGAUGAAGAAUUAAUACAUUUUUACAUUCGUUUCUUUUUCCUCUUUUAUAUGGAAAUACAUAUAUUAUCUCUAAUUAAACCUGUAUGGAUAUUAUCAAAACAAUUAUCGAAAUGGAUGGAUUUUGUCAAUCCAAGAAAACGAUAGCGUCGAAGACUAAUCUUGAGUUAUGUAGCCAUCUCAUUGAUUCACUAUCUAUAACUUUAAUAAUGUGCCAAGGGUUUUUAAUGCUUGUAUGCGACUAUGUCCAAAAUAAAACUUCGUAGUUCCAAAACAA